Messenger RNA from Drosophila ficusphila, 2797 nucleotides. Its product is annotated as spondin-1. NCBI's taxonomy places the organism in Eukaryota, Metazoa, Arthropoda, Insecta, Diptera, Drosophilidae. Gene Ontology annotation, cellular component: extracellular matrix. The transcript is spliced from 6 exons. Gene Ontology annotation, biological process: cell adhesion. Gene Ontology annotation, molecular function: serine-type endopeptidase inhibitor activity. The record is from RefSeq and is a predicted model, not a curated record. Bases 7 to 2772 code for a protein of 921 amino acids.
ACAAGUAUGGAUAUCCAGAAACGAGAGGAAAUGAUACGUAUUUUAUUGCUCCUAAAUUUGCUGGUUUUUGAGGUAAGAGGAGCCUGCAAUCGGAUUCCCCAAGGAGCCUCUGGAGAACGAUCGGCUGUGGAUGAUAACUUCAAGAUCUUGAUCGAUGGAAAUCCAUCGACUUAUGUGCCAGAUCAUCAGUACAAUGUUUCGCUUUCCUGUCCAAUCAGCAUGAAGUUCAUAAGUUUCACAUUGGUCAUCGAAGCCGAGGAUCCUGCUUUUAGUGGUCCGGAAAUGAUUGGACAUCUGGAGCUUCUGGGCAGCACAGAUACCAGAUUUAGUACCAGUUGCGAGAACAUGGUGGAGAGCACAAAUACCAACGCCAAAGUGUACAUCGCGGUCUCCUGGAUUGCACCUCGUCAUCCGGACAGCGGUUGUGUGCUGAUAAAAGCGGGAGUUGUACAACAUCGGGAUGCGUGGUUUCUGGACGAUGGUUUCCUCACCAAGCGGAUUUGUCCCGAGGAAAUCGACGAGCUAAACAUUUUGACGCCGCCCUUGGAAAAUUGCUGUGCCUGCGAUGAGGCCAAAUAUGAGAUUGUUUUGGAGCGAAAGUGGGCGAGGAAUACCCAUGCUAAAGACUUUCCCACAGAGGCCUGGCGCACUCGUUUUGGGGAGGUCAUUGGAGCUUCCCACACCCACAGCUAUCGAUAUUGGGCCUACGGAGGUAGAGCCAGCCAGGGAAUGAAGGAGAUGGCUGAGCAUGGAGCCACAACAACCUUGGAGAACGAGAUCAAGGAGAACACUCAAAACGGAGAGGUGCGGACUAUAAUAAGAGCUCCUGGCAUUCCAUACCGCCUGAAUACCUUUGGGAUCACACUGGCCAAUGCCCGUGUGGAUCCUGUUCACCAUCAGAUUUCGCUGGCAACCAAGAUAUUCCCCUCCCCCGAUUGGAUUUUGGGCGUGGCAGGUUUAGAGCUCUGCCUGAGCAACUGCACCUGGCUGGAGAGGAAGGUAUUGAACCUGUAUCCCUGGGACGUUGGCACCGAUUCGGGUCCCUCUUAUAUGUCCUCAGAUGAGCCACAGGUGCCACCGGAUGUGGUGCGUCGAAUUACAUCCUCGUAUCCCAGUGACUAUCGUUCGCCAUUUUACGAUGACACCGGUGCCUCGAUGAAACCUAUGGCGACACUUUAUUUGACAAGGAAGAAGCUCUACGUCCGCGAGUGCGAAGAGGUUUUCCAGGAAGGACCUCUGGAGUGCGCGGUUCAUCCGUGGAACGAGUGGACCAACUGCAGCACGCGUUGUGGUCAGGGUUACUCGCGACGUGAGCGCAGCUACAAGAAUCCCAGCCUGGCGAUGAACUUCAACUGCAAUGCUCGCUUGGAGGAGAUUCGUGAGUGUCAGGGCAACCAGUGUGGAGCAGCAGAGCCGGAACCGGAGGGCGAGGAGCCGGGAUCGGAAAUGGAAAGCCCACCAAGUGGUGGAUCGAUGGCCGAGUGCCAACUGACCAACUGGAGCGAGUGGUCGCCGUGUUCGAAGACCUGCGGACGAGGAUCCUCCACUCGCACAAGGGAUUUCUACAAUCCGCAGGCCAGGCAGCGAUGUAUGUCCGUCAUGCGGCUUCCGUUGGAGGAAACUAGACAGUGCACGGGAUCGGAUUGCGGAGGCACAAUUCCAGACAAUGGAGAGCUCGACGGAUUGCCGGAACCGGAUUUGUUCGGGGAGUCUGAACAGGAUAGUAGAAGACCCUCUUGGGGCAGCAAGCAGAACGUAAUUAAUACUGGUUCAAACAAUCAGGCGUGGAACAGAAAGAUUAAUAAUUCGGGAAAUGAUAGGAAUUCUUACAAUCCCAUGGAUAAUUCACAGGAGUCACGAAAUCCUCCGUUUAAUCAGAUAAACAACCCGUUUAACAAACCUUCCAAUAACAUCGGUGGUUAUGACAAAGGAUUUUCCCCUGCAAACAGCUAUACAAAUGAUAAGCUGGUGGGCAGUAGACCUGGUUAUAGUGACUUCAAUCAGGGCUAUAACAAUAGGAACAACUACAAUGAUUACACUACUCCCAGCUUCAGCAGACCUGGCUUCACCACACGUUCUCCUUACGGAUCUCGCUUUCCCAGUCGUCAAGAGGAUGUGGAGGACACCACCGGAAACAGCAAUGGCAAUGGCUACAAUGUGGUCCAAAAUUACUGCUUCGAGAAGCCCUAUGCCUCCACUCGCCCCUGUUUGGCCAAUCCGGUGGUGGUGAGUAACUACUGGUUCUACGACCACGAAGACCACGAGUGUAAGAUCUUUACCACGGAUAAUUGCGAUGAGAACGGCAACCGCUUUCGAACUUUGAUGGCCUGCGAGGGCACCUGUCUGCAGCCACAGAUGAACUUGGAGCAAACCGAAAACGAGGCUAUGGAUCUGUAUGGAGGUGGCUCCUAUGACCGAUCCCAAACAGGAGGAAGAUCCUAUGAUCAAACGGGAGGAAGGUCUUACAAUCAAAGAGGAAGGGGAUCCUAUCAAGAUCAGGGUAGUUCCUAUGGACAAACCAGUUCGAGAUUAUAUGGAAAACAAGGAGGAAGCUCAUACGAUCAAAUGGGAGGUAGCUCUUUUGACCAAACAGAGGAUAGAUCCUUUGACCUUACAAGAAGUAAGUUCUAUACCCAAGCUGGAGUUGGAUCCUAUGAUCAAGGGGCUGGAGGAGACUCUCAAUUUGAAGGAGCAACUGGAGAAAUUGGAGAUUCCAUGUCGCAAACUAGAAACAGAUAUGAAACACCAAGACGUGGACGUUAUGGUGGCUAAAAGUUGUUUAAACUAUGCAUCAAAA